CCUAAUGGACGGGCUUUUGCUACAAAAUUCACAAGUAACAAGGGACCACCCUUUCAGCAAAGAACACUCAGAUGGCCGAAUUCCCGUCAACCGAAACUCCAUCGGGCUACAACCGAUUACAAGAGCUAAAAGCCUUCGACGACACAAAAUCCGGCGUCAAAGGCCUAGUUGACGCCGGCAUCCAAAGCAUCCCCAAAAUAUUCGUCCGACCCCCCGACGAACUCGCCGCCGACUACCCGAUUUCUGGCACCCACUUCGCAAUCCCAAUCGUAGACCUCGGGCCGUCCAGGGGCCCCGCAACCGUCGACAAAGUCAGGCACGCGUCGGAGACUUUCGGUUUCUUCCAGGUGGUGAACCACGGGGUGCCCGAGAGGGUGUUGGAGGAGAUGUUGACGGCGGCGCGAGGGUUCCAUGAGAUGGAGAGAGAGGCGAAGAUGGAGCAUUACACGCGUGUGGAGAGGAGAGUGAUGUAUGGGAGUAACUACGAUUUGUAUCGGACACGAUCUGCCAAUUGGAGGGACAGCUUGUUCUGUGUUAUGGGUCCAGAUCCUUUUGAUCCACUUGAGUUGCCUGAGAUUUGCAGAGAUAUAACAAUGGAGUAUUCAAAGCAGAUGAAGAGAUUAGGGACUACUUUAUUUGAACUACUAUCGGAGGCGCUUGGGCUCAAACCCAACCACCUAACUGGCUUAGAUUGUUUGAAGGGGCAUUUAAUCAUAAGUCACUAUUACCCUGCUUGCCCGGAGCCGGAACUGACCCUGGGCACGUCCAAACACUCCGAUCCUGAUUUCCUGACGAUCCUACUUCAAGAUGGUAUCGGGGGACUCCAAGUACUGCAUCAAAACCAGUGGGUCAAUGUACCUCCUGUUCCUGGAGCUUUGGUUGUAAACAUUGGAGAUCUCUUACAGCUUGUAUCGAAUGACAAAUUUGUAAGUGUUGUGCACCGAGUCUUGGCAAACCACGUGGGCCCAAGACUCUCCGUGGCAUGCUUUUUCACCACAUACCGUUAUCCAUCGACAGAGAUAUGUGGCCCAAUCAAGGAAUUGUUGUCAGAAGCUAAUCCGCCCAUAUAUAGAGAUACGACAGUGAGCGACUUCACUGCACACUACAAUUCUGAAGGGCUUGAUGGAACCUCUGCUCUCGGUUAUUUCAAGUUGUGAAGAUCACAAAGCAAAUAAGAGGUUGUAUUAGAGAUAAUUAUGGUUGCAACAAUAGGUUGGUGUACGUUGUCUUCAAUGGAUGUUCAAAAAAAAAAA
Molecule: messenger RNA, 1253 nt
Organism: Rhododendron vialii
Lineage: Eukaryota; Viridiplantae; Streptophyta; Magnoliopsida; Ericales; Ericaceae
Product: 1-aminocyclopropane-1-carboxylate oxidase homolog 1-like
Exons: 3
Coding region: 72-1157 (361 amino acids)
Source: RefSeq, a predicted model, not a curated record